This is a messenger RNA of Sphaeramia orbicularis (orbiculate cardinalfish), 3320 nucleotides long. RefSeq names its product calcium-activated potassium channel subunit beta-4. Gene Ontology annotation, biological process: potassium ion transport; detection of calcium ion. Lineage: Eukaryota; Metazoa; Chordata; Actinopteri; Kurtiformes; Apogonidae. The record is from RefSeq and is a predicted model, not a curated record. Gene Ontology annotation, cellular component: membrane; voltage-gated potassium channel complex. The transcript has 4 exons. Gene Ontology annotation, molecular function: potassium channel regulator activity; calcium-activated potassium channel activity. The coding region runs from base 130 to 918 and encodes 262 amino acids.
ACACACACACACACACACACCCACACACACACACACAUACACACGCCUCCUGCUCCUCCUGCUCCUCCUCGCCCCCCCUCCCUCUCCUCUCCUCCUCUCCAUGCCGGCGGAGGUGUCCGCGGGGCUGUCAUGGCGAAGAUCCGCGUGUCGUACGAGUACUCCGAGGCCGAGGACAAGAGCAUCAGGCUGGGCUUGUUCCUGAUCGCCUGCGGCAUCCUCAGCCUCUUCAUCCUGGGCUUCUGCUGGCUCAGCCCGACCCUCCAGAGCCUGCAGAGCAAGCCGGCCAACUGCACGGUGGUGUCAGUGUUGCAUCCUGAGGAGAUGUUUGAGUGUGUGUUUACGUGCGGUGCAGACUGUAAAGGGACGUCCUUGUAUCCCUGCCUACAAAUCUUUGUCAACAACUCGGAGUCGAACUCUGUGGCUUUGCUGCACUUUGACGAACAACAGCUGGUCCUUAACCCAAAGUGCUCAUACGUCCCUCCAUGUGAGAGGGACAACCAGAAGAACAAAGACAGCGUCCUGUGGUGGGAGGAUUACUUCACCAAAGAGGUCAGCAGCCAGUCCUUCACCUGCUUCUUCAACCAGCAGAGGAGACCAGAUGAUGUGUUGUGGCGCCGUUCCCAUGACACCAGUGUCCUGCUUCACUGUGUCCUCUGGCCAAUGGUGUCUCUCCUUCUGGGCACGCUCAUUGUGCUCCUGACAGUGUGCGCUCGCUCUCUGGCUGUCCGAGCUGAGGCCCUGCAGAAGAGGAAGUGCUCCUACGAGGUGUGCCAAGACCUGGGGGGCGGGGUCUCAGAUCGAAGGAGCAACAAGUCUGGAGAAGCCCUGGCUACGAACUCUGACCCGGAGCUGUCGUCACCAACACGGACCCUGCCACUGUUUGCGGUACCAGUUCGACGCCGUGACCGAGAACAUUAAAAGACACAGUUUUUUUGGUUGGUGAUAUACUCAACAGUGGGAGGAUGCUGACAAACUGGCAGCUGAGGAUGUCUGAAACCAACAACCCACUGCCACCCACGGGUUUAUAUGAUCAGAAAUGGCAAAACCACUGUUGACUAUGAGGAUGAGGAGACGUGCCCCUCCUGCCUGUAUUAUGAGCAGAAACAGUGUAGAGAAAAUCAGCAGCUUUCCUCUGAUUUUAACACAACUCACUGGAUAAGUAGACACUCUCUGAGUCUGCUGACUGGCUUAAAGAAAGGUUAUUCUAAUUGACGCCAGUGCUGUGACUGAUGGGACACUGUAUUACAUGUCAGGAAAAGUGAGUCAGAGUCCAGUCCUCUGACUCCACUGCUGUCUUUACUGUAGCUCUUAAGUCUUUACGGGGAAAGUCUUUAUAAACUUUCUCUCUAAAGUUUCCCUUCUGUAGCUCACCACUGUCUACUGUAGCCACAAUCUUUACUAUUCAGAGUGCAGAGGUUCCGGUGUCACUUUCUGUUUAGCAGCGUGAUUAGGUGUAGCCGCUUCCUAAACUCAGUAUGAUUAUAUGCACAGGAGGUUUGUGUGUCAUCUGUUUAUUUAAUUAUCAAACUCUAAAGAAAUGGAAAUAAACACUAAAAAAAGAGCAGUUUGUUUUACAGUUUACAUGCAUAAAGAGAGCUUGUUUUCCCAUUUUGAGCUCAAAAUUAAUACAAUUAAAUUAAAUUGUUUCACAUUUAUUUUCACAGCCACCAUUUUAAGUAUUUUGGUGUCUGAAGAUAAACAGUAAAACAAAAAUAUUGCUUUUAAAUUUACUAAAUUGGAUAGUUAAAUAAAGAAGUGAUACACAAACCACAUAAGAAUCAUGUUUUUUUAUCUUGUACUGGGUUUGAUCAGGGUCAGGAUGUGACACUUCCAUAGAUGGUGAGUUGAAUAUGUUAAAACUAGUACCAGCUUGUGUUUGUGUGAAGGGGAGGGUGAUGUAAUUUGAUUUCUGUUCUUUACUUUACAGCUUUGAACUUCUAAAUCAAACGAUAAGUAAUGGAAAACAAAAUUAUUAUAACAGCUACUACUACUAUUAUUAUUAUUAUUAUUAUUAUUAUUAUUAUUAUUAUUAUUAUUAUUAUUAUAGUUAUUAUUAUUAUUACAACCAGACCUUCUGAUUUAUUUCCACAUGUUGACCAUUGUUACUUAAUUACUUAAAUUUUUUUUAUUUACUGACCAAAUACUGCAUAACUUGAAUUACCAAAGCACUAAAAAAAGAAUAACCAAGAAAUUUCUGAAAGUCUAAAUCAUAUCCAGGAUACUAUGAAAAAUACUAGUGUCUCUAUGUUUACUUAACAUUGCAAGAUACAUUAUUAUCUAGAGCAGCAGUUACUCUCAGCAUCUCAAUUUCACAAAACACUUAAUUUACCACCAAAUGACACAAGAGUGGAGGUAUUAGCACCUUCAGCUUGGACUUAAAUACUUAUUUUAAAGGAGAAUCAGUCACUAAUAACGUGAUUGUAAAAAGGGGGGAAAAAUGCCGGUUAAAUGUAAAUAUGUAUGGAUGGAUAUUUUGUAAUCAGUCAUCAGAGAUAAAAGUGAAUAAUUUAGGGAGGUGUAUUAUUUAUUUAUGUAUUCAAAUAUGGUGUUGAAUCAUCAGAGGGUUCAUUAGUGGAUCCUGUUGCUUCGGAGGCUCCUCAUUAACAAUGUGAGUGCUCUUUAAACCGUGACGGUGAAACAGCAAGAACAAAAUACAGGCAAGACGAUUGGUUUUGGAGGUAAAACUGGGAGCACAUACAGUAUGUGGUAAAUGUGAAGAAAAAAGCCACUGUACUAUAUGUUUAAGUAACAAGGUGUAGAAUAUAUACAGUAAAAUCAGUAGUUGGAUGGGGUUCUGCUUUGAUAAUACGCAGAAGAAGAUAUUGAUUUCUUUUUUUAUGUGGUGGGAAAAAGCAGCAACCUUCGGUGCAUCAUUGGGAUUCAAUUUUAGAGUAAAAUUAUACUUCAGCAAAGUAUAAGGCCAACAUUAAUCUUUUUCUCCAGAUGUUGACAUCUCUCUGUAGAAAUGUACUUCCAUUCAGCCUCGGAGAAUCAGGAAGCUCUAACGCUAAUGUACAUGAUCAGGCUUGGCUGAUUCACAAUCAGAGCUACUCUUUGUCUGCAGCUCUUACAGCUUCUUUUAUUAUGAUGAAACGUCCAGAUGGAAACCUCUUUGUUCCAAUAUGCUUCAGCCCAGGGCUCCUGUUGUGUCUUGUGUAUACAGCCAGGCCACUGCCUUUGUGCAAAUAAGACUCACACAAAUUAGAUCGAAAUGUCAGACAUAUUCCUUUGGCUAUAUAUCAUACACUGUGUGUAAGAAGAUAACGCUCAAAAUGGUACGCUUUACCACUCCACCUCUAAGACAAUCCUUAAGCUCUAAC